GGCGCGAGAUUUGUUUACUCUCGACACGAUGGGCGUGCCACCGUCGCCUACUUAAUUAGAAAUGGUCCAGUAAUAUGAACAAGAGUGCUGUCUGGAGCUCGCAGGCGAAUGGCGGAAAUCGCAUAGACGCCACCACAUGGCGACUGGUGGUGACGGUGGCGGUGCUGGCGACGCUGAUGGCCGUCAUCCUGGUCGGCGGCGGCGCGUGGGCGUGCCUGGCGUGCGUGAGGCGCAGCGGCGGCCGGAGCAGGCGGCCCUGGUGCGAGUGGCGCGGCCGACAGCGCCGCCGAGACGAAGGCUUCCCGCCGGACCACCGCGAGAUGAUCGAGCUCGGGCGCCUCCCAGGUAGCCAGACCCUGAGGGAGUGCGGCCGCGCCCACGCCGCCCGCGACCAGUCAGGCAUUUCCAGGGGCCUCGGCCUGGGCGUGUCGUACCCGGCGGACCAGAUCCCCGCGCUCCCGGCGCCGCGCAGCUGGACGCCGAGCCCGCCCUUCAACCCCAACGAGAUCCAGAUCCAGCCCUUGGCGCAGCCGCUCGCACAGCACGCCUCGCCCUCGUGCCACCACCCACCGCACGCCUGCGUCCAGUCGCGCAGCACUCCCGCGUGCCUGCCCUCUCGCCACGCGCCGACUUGCUUGCUGCCUCGCAGCACACCGGUUGGCACGAGUGCACAGCCGGCACUGACUUGCACCCAGCCCGGGUUGGCCGCCGCCAGCCACGCCUGUACCCAGCCCAGCCGCGCAGCACACGUGCCUUCGCCUGCAGGUCGCGUGGGGCCCGCCCAGGUGAUCGCCCGGGCCAGGCUGAGGAAGUACCGGAGCAGCCCUUGCACGUCGCCCUACAACCCGCGCCACAACACGCCCAACACCGACCGCUCGUCGCUCCCCGACAUCACCAGCAGUUCCUCUGCCAGCAUUCCUUCUAAGUACGCCAAUAUGGCCUUCCCGCCCCCCUGCUCCUGCUCCUCCAGCGACUUUAGCUUUGAAGUGAUUGAAGCAAAUCCCAGGAAGGUCCUGGCGGAGCCACGGCGCCCCGCGAAGGCCCAGGCCCCACGUAAGAGGACAAAGAAGCACAGGGCGAACCUGUCGGCCACGGAGGCGAGCAGCACCAGCGGUGGAAACCGACGCUUGAGGGGUCCUGGCCCGCCCCCGCGCCAGCCCUCGACGGAGAAGAGUCCGAGUCUCCUGAGGGGGGCGGCCACGGGAGAACUUGCGUGCGCUUGUUCCAGCCAUCCCUGUCUGCUGCCCAGAUCUGACAACGACCUCCCGUUCCUGUCGUCGCGCUCGGCCCAUCUUCGGGACCUGUCCCUGGAGCCUCUGCAGAGCUCAGGUGCAGCCAGGUUCUCGGACGCGAGGAAGCCCGCGCUGCGCCACUACAACACUCCAGUGACGCGCCCGAGGAGCUCGCCCAGGAGAGAGGGGCCCGGCGCCGCGGGGCUGCCCAGGCCCAGGCGGAGCAAAGGCAGACCAACCACCAGUAGCAGGUCCUCGUGGAGGAGAUACCCUACUAGUAACUACCUAGGGACAUAUCUGCCGUCAUCAAUGCCCCACCUGUACCCCCCCGCGCCGAGCGACGCCUUCGAGAGAGAGCUGGAGAGAAGGCUGGCCCUCAAGUAUGGGUUCUGCGUCACCUGCGGGAUCUACACGGAACAUCAACAGAGAUUCGGCCGAGCCCUGGCGCGCCCUGCCGAGCCGGACCGCAGUGAGCGCCGGCGGAAGCGAAGCCGCCACACGCAGACGCACUGGGUGGACCGGGACCACAACGAGUCACAGGCCGACGUGACGCAGGACCUGGCGCCGUCGUCCAUGCCGUCCCUGUCGUGGGACAACCUAACGCCAGACCCCUCGCCCGCACUCCUCACGGACACCCUCGGGGACACCGCCGCCGCCACCGCCGCCGAGGCCGCUGCCACGCCCUUUGAGGCGGGCGGUGGCGAGGCCGCAUCCUCCUGCUGGACGCCGCAGUGGGCGAGGCAGGCCGUAGCCCCUGGAGUAGCCCCGCGUCCGCUGAUGAAUCAAAGGACGUGGGAGGGACGAAGGUCCCGGCUGGCAGACGUCCAGGGCCCAGUUGAUGACUCCGACCAGUGUCUUCUGAACCACCAGGAGUGACUGUGAAGUGCUUUCUUGCUUGACAAGACAUGUGCGUAACUAUGCUUAUCCAUGUUGUAAGUUACAUUUCCAGUGGCUCUAACGUGUGAUAUCGAAAGCUGAGGCAUCUGGUCCAUGUUCGUACUAUUUCGCUAGCUUAUAGUAUACGACGAUCGCUCUGUAGGUGAAGCCUGUCUGAAUGUGUGGAGUAUCAUUCAUUCACUAGACACUUGCCAGUCGACCAUGUUAAAGUACGGCUUUACUCCCAGUUUAAAACUUUUUUUUUUAUAAAAAAAAAAAAAAAGUAAAUACGCCACUACACUCCCUGUUUCCUCGGUCGUGUGCUCAGUCUUUCAUGUAUUCUGAGAAUGCUUUUACAAGGCUGCGGAAAAGGCUGCCUCGAAGCCUUACACAUCGUGUUUUUGUUGUUGUUUAGUUUAGGGGGGCACAGAAAUUUUGUAUAUUGUUUUUCUCCGCCUGCUGCAGCUAGUCAUUUUUUCCAACUAUAUGUUUUUGUUCAACUGCUGUAUAAUUAUAUAUUUGUUAUUUUGCACUACAUAUUUAGAUGUCAUAUACAUGUAACUUAUUCAAUUACAAUAAAAAUAGGAAUUAAA
Penaeus chinensis is the source of this 2701-nucleotide messenger RNA. RefSeq lists its product as uncharacterized. The transcript has 5 exons. The coding region runs from base 75 to 2108 and encodes 677 amino acids. The record is from RefSeq and is a predicted model, not a curated record. Lineage: Eukaryota; Metazoa; Arthropoda; Malacostraca; Decapoda; Penaeidae.